Molecule: messenger RNA, 2127 nt
Organism: Habropoda laboriosa
Lineage: Eukaryota; Metazoa; Arthropoda; Insecta; Hymenoptera; Apidae
Gene: qtc
Exons: 8
Coding region: 163-2127 (654 amino acids)
Source: RefSeq, a predicted model, not a curated record
UUCUUAUUUCUAAGUGUAUGAUCGUGAUAAUUAUAACAUAUUUAUGCGUAAUAAAUAUUAAAAGCUUCUGAAGAUUUCUAUAAACGGGGAAACCUGUUACAGUUUUUAAUUCAUGUUCCGAAGGAACUGCAUGAAGUAAUGAGAUAAUCUGAAGCAACAAGAAUGGCUCGUCGCGACAGCGAAAGGUCCUUACAUUCCCCGCAAUCGAUGCAACCAGGUUCCACGGUCUGCGUGAACACCGGCAGCGAACCACCCUUGACGGAAUUGACACCAUUAGAGUCAGCAACAUGUACUGACAACAGCAGUACGAUCAAGGUCAAUACCGGUAACAGCGUGGUUAGCGCGACAGGAAAUGCAUCGAGUACCGUUCCGUCACCCCUGGUAUCCUCGAUAUCCUCUCCGUGGGAUUCCCGUAUUCCACGUCCCUCGCCCACAGGCCUGCGACGUUCACUGAGCAUGCGCAUACACGGUGAGCGAGUUUCACCAAACCAUCCACCAUCACCCAGUACCGCGACCACCGCGGCCCUGAACAGGCACUAUCAGCAAUACCGUCGCUCGAUCCUACAGCAGCAGCACCAGCAAUACCAUCAUCUGGAUCAUCGCACCUUUCCAGUCAUCACGGAGAAUGGAACCGAAUCACCGCGACAACGAUCUCUCAGCCUUUCAUUGACCCCGGUGAGGCCGCGAUCUGGACACGCGGCCUCCGGAGGAUCAGACACGAGAAUUGCCGAUGACAGCGAUACGGAAAGUGUAAAAAGUUCAAGAAGUGCCUAUAGUACCGCGAGCGCCUGUGAUCAUGCUACCUUCGCCCUCAAUGGUACGACGUGGUCCGGUAGAUCGCGAAAAUACGUCGUUCACUGUUCAAACCAUACCAGUGACAACGAACCGUACCUUACUCCUACCCAAAGAUCAGCUUUAAAAAUUAGGAAAUUUCAAGCUUUACUAGAGGAAGCGCAAAAGAAGAUCAAAGAAAAGGAUGAAGUAAUCCUUCGAUUAACGAAGGAGGUUGUAGAAUUAAGGUUAUACAAAGCUUCUCUGAACAGUCCAGAUGAGAGGACAGAUAGUAGCGACGCCCUAACUAUUAGGGAAAACAAUCCUUUUUCACCGGAAUCCCCAAGUAAGGAUUUACCAGACGAAGCGACACUGCAAAAAGUCACGAAUCAAGAAACUCCAGAGAAACGAGCACCCUCCGAUUUACCAUCCUCGCUAGCUGACUCAGGUCACUUUGAAGACGGAUCCGUCCAUUCGAAAGAUUCUGUUUAUUUACCAGAGGUGCAAACAGAAACUAUUCAUAUUGCCACAACGCCUAAUAAAGUUCCCGAAGAAACUACGUCCGAUACGUUUGCUAGAACGGCCACAGAAACCCCAGAAAGAGAUGAAGAGAGACGCAAAUUAGUGAAUCUUUAUGAAAGUAGAAUCGAAGAAAUGCAUCGUAGACAUAUCGAUGAACUUCAAGAACUGAAGCAGAAACAUAAUAAUAAGGUGGAGAGUUUACUGAAUCAAUUAGCUGAAGUGAAUACACGAUACUGUGAAGUGAGACCUUGUAUUGAUGCUGCAGAAACUCGAGCUCGUGAAUUAGAAGCGGAAUUAGACGCUGUGAAAACGGAAUUCGCAGAACAAAAAGCUUUACUGAAUGAGCAAGAAGAAAGAAAUAAACAAAUGUACCUGAAGAUGUACGCCAAAGGUCAAGAAGCAGCGCGCAUAGAACAAGCUGAUCAGAUACUUCACCAUGCGCAGCAAACACCACCAAAGGUUACUGUUGCAGAACUACUUCAACAAUUGACAGUUACACAAGCAGAAUUAGAAAAUAUCAAGGACACAAGCUACUCGCCUGAACCUCACAUUUCAGCCGAUCGUAGCCAAAGUUUAUUAAGUGCUCAGGAGGCUGUUUCUCUCUGGGUCCUUGGCACACGUAAGGCAAUGUAUCGACGUAUCGUAGAAGCAAGAAGUAAUCAAGGCGCCCUUGAUCCAGAAAUUACGUUACAGUUCCUAAAAUCGGCGAUUUACUAUUUUUUAACUGACAAAGAAAAUCAUCACGGUCACCUGAACGCUAUUGAGAGCAUUUUAGGAUUCACAGAAGCUGAAAAGCACAAUAUUGAUAAAAUAUAUCGAUCAACAAGAAAGUAA